CUUUCCUCGCCCCAGUCUCUCGUUCAAAUCCGCGUUGAUUACUUCCUGGAGCUGCUGCCACGCACAUGCGGGGAGCAAGACACGAAGCUAUUAGCUCCGUUGCAUCUGCUGUUUGUCUGCAUCCAAUGGGCACUCGAUGAGCUCAGCCAGCGCCCGCAGCACUGCUCUUGUCCCGCAAGGCACCGGCGACACCCAGUAUAAUGUGCGGGAUGCAGCCCUGCGCGGCGCGUCGUCAGCUUUCUCGAAGCCGCCGGUCAAGCCCAAGCCGCUGGCCAACACAUACACGGGCGGGGGCAAUGGUGCGCUCCUCGCAGCUACCAAAGCAGGCACGGGUGGAACGCCGCGGAACACGACGCCAUCGGGCACUGCGACGCCCGUGACGAGGGACUGGACGGGCGGGAGCGCGAGGAGUUCUGCCAGGCCCUAUGCCUCGCCCAGGCCAUCGCUGAGCAAAUCCAGUAGCUCCAGCACUCUAGCUGUGCCCGACGACAGCUUCGAGCGGAUACCAUCACCCUCCAACAUUGCCGCGAGGCUGGCUGCCGCGCGAUACAGCCCCAUGAAACCCAUCUCGCAGCGAGCGCCGACGCCAAUCAUGACCGAGCGGGACGUCAACGAGCGGGAUGUGCUGCCUCCCCCCGGCAGCGUAGGCAAUGUGCUGGCGCGGCUGGAUUCGAGGCAGCAGAACGUGCCCAAGCUGACCAGGGACGCGGCCAAGACGGACCCGGUUGCCAUUGCGCGAGCACAGCACGCAGGCCUGGACAGGCCCACCGACGACACCCCGAUCCCCCCGACCAGCGCGCUGGUGAACAUGUUUGAGCAAAGCCGGCCAGUCUCACGCACGUCUCCGACUCCCGUCCGCUCACCCAAGCCACAGCGCGCUUUCAAGAUUCCACUCGAACCGAAGGCCGGCGAGCCUCUGGAGAGACAGCGGACAAAGACACCUCCUCCUGUGAAACCGAAGCCGAAGCCACUGUCUGACCCGCCGCAUUCCGCAGAUGGGGCUGCUGAGAAUACCAGCUUCAGGAACAUCCGGAAAGACACCUUCGGUCCACCUCCUGUGAUGCGGGAGACCUCGGAGAAACUGGCCGUCAAAACAGCGAACCCUCACCCUAAGCCACCACCGAAGACUGCUUCACAUAGCCGCCCAAAGUCGGAGGACAUGACACGAUCUGCCUCACGCAAUUACAGAAGACUGUCUUCGUCUCUGAGUCACAACGAGACUCCGUCGUCUCCUUCGUCCUUUGUAUCUGCUCGUUCAACUCAGGAAGAGAAGCCAAAACCCAAGCCAACCAUACCACCACCACGACGCUCGGCGAAGCCCAAGGGGGAAGUAAAACAGGUUGCGUCUAGACCGAGUACUGCUACGCCCUUGUCAAACCCCUCACCCACUCGCGCCCGUGCAUCCAAGCCUACUUCUCCCUUUCCUCCGCCUGCACAGCUCACCCCUCCUAGGAGAGCUUCAGUAUCAGGAACAUCCACACCAACCGGCACCUUUUACCAUUCGAACUACCAACGUGAGUCGGCAAGAUCCAUAACGAAGCACAUGACCGGGGAAAGCCUCUCCAGUGCCAUCAUGGGAGCCGCAUUGGCUUCCUCUCGAAACGUCUCACCAGCUCGGCCCUCGUCCAGCCAUCUCGGGAGCCCGUAUCUGGCUGCAACCCCGCCAUUGCCUGUACGGAAGCACCAUCAUUUCAGCCAUUCGCCUUUCGGUCGCUCUCCAUCGCCGCCGAAACCUAAGCCCCAACCUACCGGCAAGCUGCGUACUACGAUGCGAAAAGAUCCUUCGUCGUCAGACGAUGAAGAAAGCGAGAAGUACAAACGCAAAGGCACGCGAAUCAUGGGAAUGGGUCGCAAGCAUCCGAACAAACACCACGAGGGGACCCGCAAGCGCUGGCGCGACCAAAUCACCGAACGCGAACGCAAACGCUACGAGGGCGUCUGGGCAGCCAACAAAGGCCUCUUCAUUGCCGCGUCGUCUUCAGGCUCCCGCGCGUCGUCGCGCUCCCCCCAACCUACCUCGGAGGAUGACCCAUCCCAAGACGUGCUCAACAUUGUCGCAAAGGAGAUUUGGAGCCGGAGUCGCCUGCCCGAACACGUUCUCGAAGAGGUGUGGGAUCUGGUGGAUAGUAGGGGAGCUGGGAGGCUGAAGCGAGAUGAGUUUGUAGUAGGCAUGUGGCUGAUUGAUCAGCGGCUGAAGGGUAGGAAGCUGCCCAUCAAGGUCGGUGACAGCGUGUGGCACAGCGUUAGGGGGGCUACGGGCGUGAAGGUCAAGGUUGGGGAUCGCUCUCACAAAGUGCACAAGCCGCAUGUCAAGGUGCCGUUGGAUGUUCGGCUCUUGUGAGAAGGUUGUUCGGAUGCUGGAUUAGAGAAUGUGUUGGUUUUCCUAUGUUUUAGACGAGAUACCCAUAGUGCCAAUUGCUACUGUCUCUA
This is a messenger RNA of Paraphaeosphaeria sporulosa, 2430 nucleotides long. RefSeq lists its product as uncharacterized. The coding region runs from base 137 to 2341 and encodes 734 amino acids. The record is from RefSeq and is a predicted model, not a curated record. The transcript has 2 exons. Lineage: Eukaryota; Fungi; Ascomycota; Dothideomycetes; Pleosporales; Didymosphaeriaceae. Gene Ontology annotation, molecular function: protein binding.